Cydia pomonella (codling moth) is the source of this 1350-nucleotide messenger RNA. RefSeq names its product iron-sulfur cluster co-chaperone protein HscB (gene Hsc20). Gene Ontology annotation, biological process: protein complex oligomerization; [2Fe-2S] cluster assembly. Lineage: Eukaryota; Metazoa; Arthropoda; Insecta; Lepidoptera; Tortricidae. The coding region runs from base 615 to 1271 and encodes 218 amino acids. Gene Ontology annotation, molecular function: protein-folding chaperone binding; ATPase activator activity. The record is from RefSeq and is a predicted model, not a curated record. Gene Ontology annotation, cellular component: mitochondrion. The transcript has 3 exons.
UAAUCUGAGAAUUGUUAUAAAUAAUGGCAUUAAGUAACUAAGAUUUUUUGUUACAUUUCUGCCGAAACAGAUGUCUAGUAAUGUCUAAAAUUAAUUUUCACUUUAUUGGGACAAGACAAAAUGAUAAAAUACAGUAAUAUCUUCAAUAUUUAAUCGAAAAACUUCUUUUGUUUAUUCUUUUUUUUUGGUCCAUCUGGACAGGCUAAAGCUCUAAGCCAUACUGCCUUGUCAUAAGUAGGUUUUUUUUUUCUUUUCAGUAAGUUCAAUCCAGUAAACGUCUUCAGUAAAUACUAUUCAUAAUAGGUCAGUUCCAAAAUCAAUGUCUUCAGUAGUUUUCAUUUUCGUAGUACUUUAAGUAAAAUGUGUCUCUUCCAGUUAUUUAGUCAUAUCCAAAAAGUUACAUAACUAUUUUCCCAAAUAGACAAAUCCUGUAAUAUUCUCGUAGCAAUGUUAAUAUAUAUUGUUUAUUCAAUCGGAGCAAUAUCUAAACGCAUAAAUGGACAGUGACAGAUAUCAGCUGAUAUUUUGUAGGUUAUGUUCGACUGAACUUUGCAGCUUAAUGAGCAAUUGAGCAUAGUGCCAUAACACCAACACUAAAACGUAAAACGUAGAAAAUGAAUAUAUUACGAUUGAUACCCCUUAAGGGUAACUUAACAUUGGGCCAAACGUGUUACUUAUCCUGUUGGUCAUGCGGUCAAGACAUAAAACAACUAGUAGAAAAUUUGUUUUGCUCAAAUUGUAAAUCGCUUCAACAGCCUUCGAAAGAAAACUACUUCAAGAUUUUGGGAGUGUCUGAAACAUAUGAUCAAGAUGAAAAUGAACUGGCUAAGAAGUUCAAAGAACUGCAGAAAUACUUACAUCCAGAUAAAUUUGGCAAUAAACCAAAAGAAGAGCAAGAGAUAUCAGAAAAAUACUCCUCAUUAGUUAAUGAAUCAUACAACAUCCUGCUGAAUCCACUGACAAGAGGAAUCUACAUGUUACAGCUUAGCGGAAAGGAAAUACCAGAAGAGACCGAAGUAAAAGACCAAGAGUUUCUCAUGAUGAUCAUGGAGAAGAAUGAAGAAGUGGAGAAUGCUGAGACAGAGGAGGAAAUAAUGAAACUCAACAAGGAAAAUAAGGAACUGAUGAAUCAAUUGCAAAAACAAGUUUCACAGGGGUUCCAUAAUGGAGAUCUAAAAUUGGUUCUUAAACUUUUAAGUCAAAUGAAAUAUUAUACUAGUAUAGACCAGCAAAUACAAAACCUAAUUAGAAGUAAAGGAAUUAUUAGAUAAACCUAAAUAUAUGUUAAAUACAUCUUUAUGUAAAAUAUACUAAAAUCAAAAAACAUAAUAAAUUAUGAUGUUAGACUUA